AUGAGGUCCGCCAUCUUCCGUGCGGCCGCCGCCUUGGUGGCCAUCAUAAUACCCACCACCGUCAUAGCCGCCAACCCUCUUCAAGCCCACGCCUAUACUACGCACAAUGGUCUGUCCUCUCGGGACAUGGCUCCCGAUGACCAGGCCAACACGACCGACGUUGGCAUCAUCCGCUCCGAAAUCCCCCGCCUCGUCAUUUACUACCAAACCACCCACGACAAGGCAGUCAAGCCCAUAUCCAUGCUGCCGCUCAUCACCGAAAAGAACAUCGCCCUCACGCACCUCAUCAUCUGCUCCCUGCACAUCAACAAAGACGGCGACAUCACCCUCAACGAUCACAGCCCCAUCCACCCGCGCUACGGCACCCUCUGGCAAGAGGCCCAAGUCCUCCGCUAUGCCGGCGUCAAGAUCAUGGGCAUGAUCGGCGGCGCCGCCGUCGGCACAUUCUCCAAAGACACGCUCGACUCGGCCGACGAGACCGUCUUCAACCGAUACUACAACCAACUCUGGGAGAUCAUCAAGCGCUACGGCCUGGAGGGGCUCGACAUCGACGUCGAGCAGGCCAUGAGCCAGGAGGACGUCGAGCGGCUCAUCCUUCGCUUGCGGAAGGACUUUGGGCAGGACUUCAUCAUUACCUUGGCACCCGUCGCCAGCGCGAUGACUAUCCAGGGCGCCAGAAACGGCUGGAACCUCAGCGGGUUCGACUACCGCAAGCUGAUGCUGGCGCAGAGUGGUGCCGGCAAGGAGGUGGCCUUCUAUAACUGCCAGUUCUACUCUGGGUUUGGCGAUGCGGGCACCCCGAACCAAUUCCAUCAAAUCAUUUCCGACAAUCAAGACAGGGCGCUGACGCCCGCCAAGGUGGUGAUUGGACAGCUGACAAGCCCGAGGAACGGCUGGGGGUUCGUGACUGCCGGCGCUCUGACCGACUCUGUCAAGAGCCUUAGGGAUGCGUACGGCCAGAUUGGGGGCAUCGCGGGGUGGGAGUACUUUAACGGUCAGCCGGGAGGAGAGGAGGAGCCGUGGAAGUGGGCGCAGGUAAUGACGACCAUUUUGAGGCCGGAUCAGACGCCAAAGCUGAAGGUCACGAUGGAGAUGGCGAUCAAGUUGACCGAUGUUUGGAAGGAAAGUGCGGCUGCCGGGAUGAGAGAGGCGAUGAGUGGUGAGGUGAGGAUCAAGUGGAAGGUGCCGGCGUUGGAGCCGACCGUGGAUUAUAUGGCCAUGGUGAAUGCCUAG
This is a messenger RNA of Sordaria macrospora k-hell, 1233 nucleotides long. RefSeq lists its product as uncharacterized. Lineage: Eukaryota; Fungi; Ascomycota; Sordariomycetes; Sordariales; Sordariaceae. The record is from RefSeq and is a predicted model, not a curated record. Gene Ontology annotation, biological process: carbohydrate metabolic process.